AUGUCUGUCAUCUACUUCCACAUCCAAGGAUUCUAUUUCAACAACGCCAAGAAGCGUGUGAAUGAAAUGUACUACUACGAGAUAGUUAAUGACCAAAACGGUGCUCGUCGUACAAACUUUUUCAAAGGUUCUGAUGCUUCCGCCAUCAAGAAGUCAUAUAACUUGAAAGUUAAUGAGAUUGGAGCUUCAUUUACAAUCAAACUUUAUCAAAAAGUUGGAAUUAAUAAUGAACUCAUUGGAACAUUGAACAUUCCAAUUUCAUACCUCCCAGAGGAAAAGGUCACUUUUAAUACUUUGGAAGUUGAUUGCAAGAAUCCAAAGGACCAUGUUGCUUGCAGAAUCAUCCUUCACUUAUCCAAUGGUGAACCAGCUUAUAAGGCUCCACAAGUCAUCCCAGUACUUCCACAAAUGGAUAUCUUCAAAUAUUCCAAGUCACAAAAGACUCAUUGUCGCGUCGAUAUUAAUUCUAUCGAAGCUCCACUUCUCUCUUCAAGAGCUUAUUAA
Messenger RNA from Trichomonas vaginalis G3, 504 nucleotides. RefSeq lists its product as uncharacterized. Bases 1 to 504 code for a protein of 167 amino acids. The transcript has a single exon. The record is from RefSeq and is a predicted model, not a curated record. Lineage: Eukaryota; Parabasalia; Trichomonadida; Trichomonadidae.